Messenger RNA from Dendrobium catenatum, 555 nucleotides. RefSeq lists its product as uncharacterized. NCBI's taxonomy places the organism in Eukaryota, Viridiplantae, Streptophyta, Magnoliopsida, Asparagales, Orchidaceae. The record is from RefSeq and is a predicted model, not a curated record.
CGACUCCGGCGGCCACCGCAGCCCCCAGUCAGAGAAGGGAAGUGAUGAGGGGGACGAUUCCGAUAACCCUAGUUGGUUCGACCCUGAUUCUGACUCCAGGUUUCUUGAAACCUCAAGGGGGCAGCUGGGUUUCGUUGGAUUGCAGCUUCCGAUGCGGAAUUCCGGCGGCUUUUGGUCUGACGAGUCGUCUGAUGGGCAGAGAUCAUUUCCUGAUAGCGAAAAGAUGGAGCUUAAUUGGAAGCAUGGGUGGCUCGUUCAUGGAAACGGCUUCUGAAGGAACCGCAGCUAGUUGUGGGAAUUUGGGAGGGAAAAGUGAAGGGAGUGAGAUUUCUGGUACGCCGGAGGUUAUACCUGAGGAUAGCGGGUCGAGCGACGAUCGGGACAAGAGGGAGAAUGUAUGGUGGAAGAUGCCUGUGGAAUUGCUCAAGUUUUGCAUUUUCAGAGUAAGAGAAAAACCUGUUUGAUGGUGGGAAUUGCCAUGUUGGGGAGGAAGUUAUCUAAGAUGAUGCACAAGAAUGGGAGUAUUACACCGAGGAUUGCUGUUGAUGACAAGGU